This is a messenger RNA of Parnassius mnemosyne (clouded apollo), 807 nucleotides long. NCBI's taxonomy places the organism in Eukaryota, Metazoa, Arthropoda, Insecta, Lepidoptera, Papilionidae. The record is from the annotation of a GenBank genome assembly.
AUGGCUGAUAAAGUAAUAUUUGUACUAAAGCAGCUUCUGCCAAUAACAAAAUCAUCUGUUGUUAAACAGUCUAUAAAAAGUAUUGAUUAUUCUAAGAAAAAAAUUAUUGCCCCAUGCAAAACAAACAUUAUCCGCAAUAUAUCAUUCUAUGUAGACCAGAAAUUAAAUUUUCAACAGUUGGAACCAAAAACAAAGGAUAAAAGGAAAUUACUACUAAAUCAAAAACUCCCAUUGGAAUUAUUACCGAAGACUUUUACGUUCCGUCGAAAAGACCCACCGAAAAAAGGGAAAAAACGCGUACCAAAAUUGAUAUUGCUUCAAAAUCCAUUUAAAUGGUUAAUGAUAAAAAUCGAUUUUAGUGUUUUGAAAAACGUUUGGGAUCCAACGUUCCAGGAAAAAGAGUUUAAAUUUGGUACAAAGCAGGCAAUAUCUCGUGUGACUCAAGUAAUAAGUGAAGGUCAUUAUGAAGAACUCAAUGGUCUUCUUACGAAACCAGCUCGCUUAAGUCUACUCCGUGAGCUGGAUCGCAAUUGGAAUGAUAGGCAACGAGUCCUGUUAGCACUAAAACAUGAGGACAUACAAAUUUCUUCGCCACGAAAAGUAUACUUCAUACGAAUUGCUGAUAAAAAGUAUUGUGACGUCGAUAUGUCGUUUUUGGCACUCAAAUGGGCACCAAUAAAUAGCGUUGAAGCGUUGAUUUUUACAGAAAUAUUUGCAAGAUUUCAUCGUGAAUAUAGCCCAUAUUGUAUUCCAGAAUGGACUAUCGUUUAUUUUAAGGUAACUCGUUUCGAAGUCUUACGCCGGUGA